Molecule: messenger RNA, 873 nt
Organism: Fulvia fulva
Lineage: Eukaryota; Fungi; Ascomycota; Dothideomycetes; Mycosphaerellales; Mycosphaerellaceae
Exons: 1
Coding region: 1-873 (290 amino acids)
Source: RefSeq, a predicted model, not a curated record
AUGGUCAUCCUCCUCGUCCGGCUGGCAACACACUGGCACCAACACCGUCGCUUGAACGCCACUACCUGGAUCGUUAUCUCCUCGAUUCUCGUCCUCCUCGCACGUACCAUCUGUAACGCAUUGAUCCUCCGCUGGGCCACAGCUUUCAGUCCUACCUCUGGCACAACCCCCUCCAUGGCUCGAGUCGGCAGUAUUCUCACUCUUAUAUCCCGCGUCCUGGUCACGACGUAUUACUGGCUGCAGAGUAUUGAGCUCCUGCUAUUUUAUCGGGACAUGAUGGCGCACAUCCCUUGGAUUUGCAGGGUCAUCAAGAUGACUUGGUUAGUCUUGGCGGGUACAUACACCGCCGUCGUGCUGGCUACCUUCCUCGAAUGCCGCCCCAUCACCCUCUACUGGUCCCUCACCCCCGGCUCAACCCACCCCUGCCGUCGCGCAUACACCCAACUCCUCCUGCAAUGCCUCUCCAACGCCCUCAUCGACAUUCUCCUCCUCACCAUCUCCGCACCAAUCCUCCAAGCCCAAGCCCGGGCCUUCCCCCGCAACCUCCAACUCGGCCUCCUCUACAUCCUCGGCUUCUUCUGCAUCAUCGUAAUCGGUGUGAAGAUCCACUACAUCUACCGGGACGGCAGCGUGCAGCAUGCCAGGAGCUUCUGGGCGAGUAUACAAGUGGUUGUGGCGACGUUCGUGGCGAAUGCGCCGAGUAUUUAUGGUGGGGUGAGGAAGGAGAGGAGGAGGAGGAGUAGUGUUGCGGAUCCGUUGGGGUUGGGGAGGGUUAGGACUGCGGAGAGUGGGGGGGAGAUGGGAGUGGGGUUGGCGUUGGGGUUGGGGAGGGAGGUUAGUCCGGUGCUGGUGCUGGGUGGGGGGAAGGGUUGA